Plasmodium fragile is the source of this 1422-nucleotide messenger RNA. RefSeq lists its product as uncharacterized. The transcript has 3 exons. NCBI's taxonomy places the organism in Eukaryota, Apicomplexa, Aconoidasida, Haemosporida, Plasmodiidae. The coding region runs from base 1 to 1422 and encodes 473 amino acids. The record is from RefSeq and is a predicted model, not a curated record.
AUGGAGGACGCGAACGAUGAUACAAUGAUAGAUUUAAUGUGUCAGACGCGCGAGGGGUCGCCUGCAACUGGGAAGGAGCAGGCGGAAACCUUCAGUGACAGAGACAAAGCUGUGUGCUGGCUAGCACUGAAGGCAUUAUGUUUUAAACAUGGUAUUUCCCUAGGCAUAAGGCACUCAGGAAUACCGGGUGCACGCUCCGGGAGUAUAGAACAGAAGCAGCAUGACAUAGAAUCAUACAUGAGGUGUAUUCUGGUAAAUAUAUUUAUGAAGAAAAUAAUGGGAAUGAAUUGUUUAAAGGGACCUGGUGGGCAGUUUGCAUUCCGUCUGGCGAAAGGAUUAAUAAACAAUAUCCAGCAACAGGACGUGGGUAAUAUUGCUUGUGAAGAGCACGAUGCUGGAACAGGAGGGGAUAGAGACAAAGGGAAAAGUGCAAAGGAUAGGGAUUUGUGGGAUAUAAUGACAAGGUGGUUUGAUAGAAAUAAGUUAAAGCUGAAGGAUGGGGAGGUGGGAGUAUUAGGGCAUGAUUGCAAAGUACAAGGACGUGGAAGAGCAUCGGACGGGGAGGCCUUAAAAGAAGACAUAAAGCAAGAAAUUGGGGAACGGAUGAAAGAGGUUGGGGAGGAUUUAGGACGCAAGGCAGCGGAGACAACAUCAUCGGGCACAUCACAAGGCACGUCACAACGCGGAUAUAGCGGAGCAGCACCUAUUGGACGUGGCGUCGCCAACCCCGACCCUGCCAAACCAGCACCAGCCAAACCAGCAGCGGCGAAACCGUCCAAUGCAGGUUCUACAGGAACAUCAUCAGCACCAACGACACCAUCUUCUGACGCAACGACACCAUCCACAGCAACAGCAGCGGAGGGUAAAACGAGUGACACGAAGCAUGCCGACUCCGGGGCAGCCGUCGCACCUGCCGGCAACGAUGACCCCCCUCCUCUCAAUCCACCCAAACCCAAACCGGAUCUGAAUGGGCACUGUCAGGCGGGUGCCGAAGGCGGCUCCCCGGGUGCAACUCCUGCACCUGGUGUUUCUGGUGGGAAAGCAAAGGGAGGUGGAGGCGGCAGUGGAGGGCCCGGUGGAGGUAGUAAUACAGAACAUAGUAAAUCCAGUUCAUCCUCCAGUUCAAGUUCGUCCUCUAGUUCAAGCUCCAGUACGAACAAGGAUACUGGCUUCGGAUUAUCAUUGGCCAAUUCAUGGGCUACGAAGAACAUAGGAGGCCACUUUGGAACAGGUCCCCCACCCGAUCCACACAAUACAAGCUGCACUAAACAUAAGGACGAUGGCCGAGAUGGACCCGACUUAACGAACGACGUCCUUACCGGCACUACUCCCAUCCUGUUUUUUCUCACUUCCGUCAUCGUCGCCCUUCUUGGUUAUUCCCUUUGGAAAGCCUUACUUGUAUGUUCCCAAAAGCAACUCUAA